Myotis daubentonii (Daubenton's bat) is the source of this 2862-nucleotide messenger RNA. RefSeq names its product zinc finger protein 416-like. The record is from RefSeq and is a predicted model, not a curated record. Gene Ontology annotation, cellular component: nucleus. Gene Ontology annotation, biological process: regulation of transcription by RNA polymerase II. NCBI's taxonomy places the organism in Eukaryota, Metazoa, Chordata, Mammalia, Chiroptera, Vespertilionidae. Gene Ontology annotation, molecular function: DNA-binding transcription factor activity, RNA polymerase II-specific; RNA polymerase II transcription regulatory region sequence-specific DNA binding.
GUCUGCGCAUCCGGUUAGGGCGGGACUCCCACCUUCCUCCUCCUGGUGGUCAUUUUAACCUCUUAGGUCUUUGUUCACAAACUCACAGGCUUCAGGGCGCUGGUCGUGAGGAGGAGGAGUCCUGGGAGUCAGCGAGCCUGCUGUGCGGGGUGUGUCUGAGGCUCCUUGAGCCCAACAGCCCGAGGUUGGGGUCCCCGUGCCUCCCGGACUCCUCUCUGCUCACAGCGUCCCCGCAGCCUGACCCCAUUUCACCCUCCAGCCUUGGGGACCGGCCUCUCAGGUCCCGCCGCCCAGGUCCCAGCGCGCAGAAUGCAUCUCUUCCUACUCUAUGUUCCUGACACCCACUGCUAUUGAAAAGGGGCAGUGUGACUCACAUUUGAGGAUCAGAGCACAGGAUAUGAACUUUGAAGACAUGGCCAUUGCCUUCUCUCAGGAGGAAUGGGAGAUCCUUGAUGAGUCUCAGAGACGUCUAUACUGCAAUGUGAUGCUGGAAGUGUUUGCAUUUGUAUCAUUCGUAGGUCAUUGGCAUAAGAUGGAUGAUGUGAAGGCCUAUUCUGAGCACAGUGUAUCUGUAGGAGAGUCUCAGGUCAGGGCUUCCAAGACAGCCGCAGCCACCCAGAGGACCCAUCUGUGUAAGCCGUGCUUCUCAGUGUUAAAAGAUAUUUUGCACCUGAGUGAGUUACAAGUGGUUUACUUUGAGAAGAAUGUGUUCUUAAGUGAUGCAUGUUUGAGAGACUUGUGUUUUAGUGCAAACCCUCACCAGCAACAGAAGGAUGCCAGUGGAGAGAAGCCCUGUAAAGAAGAUAUGGAGAGGUCCUCGCUUGGGACCAGUUGCUGCUUCUACUUAUCCGGGGUGCCUGCAGCUAGGACGGAGGUUGGGGAAGACUCCCCAGCCAUCUCAGGGCUUCUCCAGCACCAGGCCACUCUUAACACCAAGGAGCCACACAGGAACAAUGAGAUUUCACAGGAAUGUCUCAGUGGAAAAAGAUAUCACCAGUGGGUUGAAUGUGAAACAUCUGCCAGCCAGAAACAGAAAGUUGCUUUUCAGAAAGGUCUCUGCUCUGGAGAUAUGAUUUAUGAGUCUAAUACAUGUGGGAAAGUGUUUAGACCAAUCUUUAACCACCCUCAACAUGGGAGAGUUCACACUGGAGAAAAGCCGUUUGAGUGUACUGAUUGUGGGAAGGUCUUCAGUGAAAGCACUGCUCUAAUUAAACACAACAGAAUUCACAUUAGAGAAAAGCGAUAUAAGUGUAGUGAUUGUGGGAAGUUCUUCAGUUACAUGUCCAACUUCGCCAGACACUGCAGAGUUCACACUGGAGAAAAGCCAUUUGGGUGUAGCAAAUGUGGUAAGCAUUUCAGACAAAGGACUGACCUUAUUAUACACCACAGAGUCCACUCUGGAGAAAAGCCAUAUGAAUGUAGUGAUUGUGGGAAGUCCUUUCGUCAAAGGGCUCACCUCGCUAAACACCAAAGAGUUCACGCUAGAGAAAAGAUUAUGAGUGUAGUGAAUGUGAAAAGUCCUUCAGUCAAAGAACUGACCUCACCACACACUACAGAGUUCACACUGGAGAACACCUGUAUGAAUGUAGUGAUUGUGGGAAAUCCUUUAGUAAAAGUGAUAGCCUCAGGAAACACAAGAGAGUUCACACUGGUGAAUGUAGUUAGUGUAGUGAAUGUGGGAAAUGUUUAGCUACAAACAUAACCUGGUUAGACACCUGAGAGUUCACACUGGAGAAAAGCCGUAAAUGUGCAGGGAAUGUUUCCUUUUUCUCACUUAGAAUAAGAACCCUUAAGGAGACUCCAUGGGACCCAUUUAAAUUAAUGUAAACCCCAUUUAUUAAUGUAAACCCCUUGGGGUCCUCUAUCAGGUUCAUGGAUGGAUGAAGUGAAGGGCCAUAGAACUGCAGGCUGAGUGAUGUUGGAGAACUGGGGAAGACUCUGAUGGCAGAAAGGAGGAAUAGAGUGUGGAGGCACCUUUUUGGGAAGACUCUAAGCCUUCGAGGAAUAGCUGGAAGAUCUGGCAUCCCUGGAAAAGAAUACGUGGAUGGAUACAAAUGGGGGAAAGCUGAGGGUGAAGAAUACUAGGACCCUAAUACACCCCCAUGAAUGAGGAGCUUGAUACCCCUGGAGAGGGCUGGGAUGUCGGGUGGUCCUCCUGGUCCCUGAAGAGAAGGUCAAUCCCUUGCCCAUGUGUAAGCUGGGCUGACACCUAAUAGGGAAGGUGCCUGGGGUUGCUCCGAGCAUCACUUUCUGUCCUCUGGGCUCUCAUUAUUUACUGGGUGUGCUUGGACACCCAGGAAUAAUGGGACAAGGAGGGAAAAUUAGGUCCAGUGCUCUCUCCAAUGGGGAUGGAGAGAACUAUGGAGGGACCACAUUUAGCACAGGUUCAGGCACAAAUAAAUGAAAACCCAGGAUCAACAUUUUGAUGUUAAUGUCAGCAUUUUUACAAUCAGCCCCACCUGGUUGAGCGCUCACUCACCUGGGCAAUGCAAAAGAUAAAGAAACCCGGAGGAAGCAUAGUGACUGAUGUUAAUGUCAAAGAACAUGGAUGCUGGAAUGCUUGCAGUCCUGUACCUUUCAUAAUCAGCAUUCUCUACAUGUGGGUCUUCUCCUCGACCAUAGUGGGGGAACCGCGGCAGCCAGGGAUUUUUCAAAGGUCACACUCAGAAGUGGGCUGUGAGUUCAUGACCAAAUUCCUUUUACUGAAACAGUGAUGAACCAGCAGCCACGGUUCUAAUGACUCUAGAGCAGGGGUGGGCAAACCUUUUGACUCAAGGGCCACAAUGGGUUCUUAAACUGGACCGGAGGGCCGGAACAAAAGCAUGGAUGGAGUGUUUGUGUGAACUAAUAUAAAUUCAAAGU